AUGAGACGUAGGAAACGUGCGGGAAGGACCAUGGUUGAGAGGACCAGCAAGUUCUUGCUGAUCGUGGCCGUCUCGGUGUGCUUCAUGCUUAUCCUGUACCAGUACGUGGGGCCGGGGCUGAGCCUGGGUUCCCCCAGCGGCCGCUCCUACUCGGAGGAGCUGGACCUCUUCCCCACGCCGGACCCGCACUACGUGAAGAAGUACUACUUCCCCGUGCGGGAGCUGGAGCGGGAGCUCGCCUUCGACAUGAAGGGCGAGGACGUGAUCGUCUUCCUGCACAUCCAGAAGACCGGCGGCACCACCUUCGGCCGCCACCUGGUGCAAAACGUGCGGCUGGAGGUGCCCUGCGACUGCCGGCCCGGGCAGAAGAAGUGCACCUGCUACCGCCCCAACCGCCGGGAGACCUGGCUCUUCUCCCGCUUCUCCACGGGCUGGAGCUGCGGGCUGCAUGCCGACUGGACCGAGCUCACCAACUGCGUGCCCGGAGUGCUGGACCGCCGGGAGAGCGCCGCCGCCAAGACGCCCAGAAAAUUUUACUACAUCACGCUGCUGAGAGACCCCGUAUCUCGUUACCUCAGCGAGUGGCGUCACGUCCAACGAGGAGCUACUUGGAAGACCUCCUUGCACAUGUGUGAUGGCAGGACACCAACUCCUGAAGAGCUGCCGUCGUGCUAUGAAGGCACGGACUGGUCAGGUUGCACGCUGCAGGAGUUCAUGGAUUGCCCGUAUAAUUUGGCCAACAACCGCCAAGUGAGGAUGUUGGCUGAUUUGAGCUUAGUGGGCUGCUACAACAUGUCUUUCAUCCCCGAGAACAAGCGAGCACAGAUCCUGCUGGAGAGCGCAAAAAAGAACCUCAAAGACAUGGCCUUCUUCGGCCUGACAGAGUUCCAGAGAAAGACUCAGUACCUGUUUGAGAGAACUUUUAAUCUGAAAUUCAUCCGGCCCUUUAUGCAGUACAACAGUACGAGGGCAGGAGGGGUGGAGGUGGAUAAUGACACCAUCCGGAGGAUUGAGGAGCUCAAUGACUUGGACAUGCAGCUCUAUGACUAUGCAAAGGACCUCUUCCAACAGCGCUACCAGUACAAACGGCAGCUAGAGAGGAUGGAGCAGAGGAUAAAGAAUCGGGAAGAGAGGCUUCUUCACCGGUCCAAUGAAGCACUUCCCAAGGAAGAGACGGAAGAGCAAGGACGCUUGCCCACUGAGGACUACAUGAGCCAUAUUAUAGAGAAGUGGUAGCCUAGGCAGACUUUUAUAUUAAUGAUAUUCUAGGGUUUCCAUAUAAAAGAUCAUGGAAGUAAAAUUACAAAAACAACAAAAAAUAUUUUAUUUAAAAGCAAGUCUGUAAAACAGAAGAUAGAUUGCUUCCUUAAGCAUAGGGUCUUUUUACUGUUUCUUACAAGACCGAUGAGAUUCUUAAAAAAAAAUAAAUAAACACAUAAAAAUAAAAAAAGGGUCAACAUUAUAAUGCAGAGGUAAAAAAUGCACAAAUGCAGUUACCCACUCUUAAGGCCGAAUACAAAAGAAUGUUUCUUAUCCUCACAAGUCAAACACAAAUGGCAGAAGUAGGAUUUUUUAAAAUCUGUUUAUCCCCCAAGCAUAAUGAUAUAAAGAUGCGUAAUUAAAAAACAAGGAAACUGAGGUUUUCUUUUGUGGGUGGUUUUGGAGGUGGGAUGGGAAUUGCAUUGCUUGUAAGUAAAUGAUAAUGGUGACUAAGCUGAGGACGUGCUAUCCUGUCAGGAUCUGAUCUGAGCACAAGGGUGGUCACUUCGUUUCAGCUGGCAGCCACUGCCAGAAAAAUAAAAGAAGAAGGAAAACAUCAGAGGAUGAGAAACAUUAAAGCAAA
Molecule: messenger RNA, 1843 nt
Organism: Gavia stellata (red-throated loon)
Lineage: Eukaryota; Metazoa; Chordata; Aves; Gaviiformes; Gaviidae
Gene: HS6ST1
Product: heparan sulfate 6-O-sulfotransferase 1
Exons: 3
Coding region: 1-1236 (411 amino acids)
Cellular component (GO): membrane
Molecular function (GO): heparan sulfate 6-sulfotransferase activity
Source: RefSeq, a predicted model, not a curated record